AUGUCGAGCAGCAAGCUACCGAAGGUCGCAGCUCUACGCAGACAGCAGCUUCGACUUGAAUUCGCGAGUAUUAAAGUAUCUCCUCCAGUUGGCAUAUACGUGAGCCUUUCUCCAAGCGAUCCGGCCCUCUGGUCUGGGGUACUGUUCGUCCAGAAAGGCCCCUAUGCAUCAGCUAUUCUUCGAUUUCAAAUUCGGUUCCCGCCCUUAUAUCCUGACCUUCCUCCGCUCGUAACGUUUACUACGCCUAUAUUUCAUCCUCUGGUCGUACCUUUAACUACACAGACGUACUCAAACCGGCCGUCUGACCUGGAUUCUGUGACGGGAACAAUCGAAGAGCAGCUACCGCCUGGUGGGUUUAGCCUACGACAUGGGUUUCCGCACUGGUUUGUAAAGACGGAGCGGAGCACUGUUGUCUCCCCUUCAUCAUCACGCAGGACAAGUGGUCAGAAACCGGGGCCUAUUGGGGUUCAUGCAGAGCAGGGUAAUGAUCUGGUAGAGAGUAACACUGAUGAGAUUAUCACUCGGAUUUCGUCUCUUCCAUCUGACGUACGGGGCCCGAAAAGCCCUGACACUGCUGAUGUUACCGCUUUGGAUCUUCUGGAGUAUAUCCGUUCGACAUUUGAUGACGAAACUGUUUUGGAUUCAAUCUCACUGGAGGCUACAGGGUGUCCAAAUGCAUGGCAUGCUUGGAGAGCGCAUCGUCGUCAGCCACGAGCCGCCUCAGUAGCUGAACGCCGAUCCAGCAAGGAUGCAGGAGUCAGUUCUCCUUCAACGCCUGGGCGCACUUUAAGCCCAGACAGUAACAUACGGAGAAGCAGCCCGCAGGCCCGUUCGCCCGGCGAGUGGAAUUGGGAAGGGGUCUGGCUGAAGAGAGUCAAGGAGAAUAUUCAUCAUAGCUUUCUCGAGUCGGUACUAUUUGGCAGCUCGUCCCGCGCUGGAAGUUUAGGGGAUGACAUGAUCCGAUUUCAGAAGCUGGACCAUAGUGUCCUGACUAAGAUCAAGGACGAGAUUCUCGACCUUCAAGAAGGCCAGGCUGAUCCCCGACCUUUGGCAUGA
Nannizzia gypsea CBS 118893 is the source of this 1056-nucleotide messenger RNA. RefSeq lists its product as hypothetical. Bases 1 to 1056 code for a protein of 351 amino acids. The transcript has 4 exons. The record is from RefSeq and is a predicted model, not a curated record. NCBI's taxonomy places the organism in Eukaryota, Fungi, Ascomycota, Eurotiomycetes, Onygenales, Arthrodermataceae.